ACUGCCUUUGCUCCAGCCACUGCCGCCGCACCACCUCUCCUUCUUUGCCUCUGACCCUCCUUCUCGCUGCUCCACCUGGCCAUGACCAAAGCCCCUGCUGGGACCCUGGCCCAGCUCUGAGUCCUGGGACCCUCAGUCCUCUCUCCUGGGCCAUGGCCAACUCAGGCCUCCAGCUCCUGGGCUACUUCUUGGCCCUGGGUGGCUGGGUGGGCAUCAUUGCUAGCACUGCCCUGCCGCAGUGGAAGCAGUCUUCCUAUGCCGGCGACGCCAUCAUCACUGCCGUGGGCCUCUAUGAAGGGCUCUGGAUGUCCUGCGCCUCCCAGAGCACCGGGCAAGUGCAGUGCAAGCUCUACGACUCGCUGCUCGCCCUGGACGGUCACAUCCAAUCAGCGCGGGCCCUGAUGGUGGUGGCCGUGCUCCUGGGCUUUGUGGCCAUGGUCCUCAGCGUAGUUGGCAUGAAGUGUACACGGGUGGGAGACAGCAACCCCAUUGCCAAGGGCCGUGUCGCCAUCGCCGGGGGAGCUCUCUUCAUCCUGGCAGGCCUCUGCACUUUGACUGCCGUCUCGUGGUAUGCCACCCUGGUGACCCAGGAGUUCUUCAACCCAAGCACACCUGUCAAUGCCAGGUAUGAAUUUGGCCCAGCCCUGUUCGUGGGCUGGGCCUCAGCUGGCCUGGCCGUGCUGGGCGGCUCCUUCCUCUGCUGCACGUGCCCGGAGCCAGAGAGACCCAACAGCAGCCCGCAGCCCUAUCGGCCUGGACCCUCUGCUGCUGCCCGAGAACCAGUUGUUAAAUUGCCCGCCUCCGCCAAGGGCCCCCUGGGUGUGUAAUGUCCAGUCCCCAGCCAGGCUCUGUCCCCUGCCAUACCUAGACUGUGUGUUUCAUAUUUUUUUGGAAAGAGAAGUGAACAUCUAUCCCCAAUCAUGGUGUCAUUCGGUCUGUCCUCAGCGUGGCUUGGACGGGGCCUGUGUCAGAGUGGUCAGUGCUGACCCCUGGGGCUCUUGGGCAGAAGGAUGAGGAGACAGAGGUCCAGGGUGGGUUACACAGCACAUCCAGGGCUGAGCAAGAAAUAAUUCUGAGAUCCUACCCUCUGUCUAGGGACCCCCCUUCCAAGCCUGGCCUUGGCCUUGGCACAAGGUCCUCCUUGAUAGGAGAUCCCACUCAUUCCUGGAGGCUGUCCCUGAGGCUUGGCCCAGCUCUAGGAGCAGUCCCCAGGGUCAGGGAGCCCCUGGUGUGGAAAGAGGCCUCAAGGUAGUAAACCCUGCCCCUGUUACUGUGCUCCAGAGACCUCCUAAGGGAAGGGACAGUUCCUGGAAGGCCCUCCAGCUGGAUGCUGGGGAUCAGCGAUAGGUGAGGGGACACAGUGUAGGAGCUCCCCAUGUAGAAAAGGGAAUGCGGGGAGGGCGUUAGGAGCUUGCAGGCAUUAGGACUGUCCUGAGCAAGGUCUGCAGCCCCCAGCUCUGCUCACCCCGAAUCCUGCCCCUUGUUUCCACACCUACCAUUCCUCCUCUCCUGAUCCCCAGCAUCCAGCUGAGGUCCAAGGUCUUUGCCCUAGAAUCAGAGUGGGGAGGGGACAGCCUGAGGCUGCCCAGAGACUGUGGCUGGAGCUGCCUGCUGCACCCAGCAGUGCGGUCAGAGAAGGGCUUUUGGUCUUGAAGUCCAGGUACCAUCCCCCCUUAGUAAAGAGGGGGAAGGGCCUGAGAGGAAUGUAGGGAAACCAGCCCAGAUCAGUCCCAAGGCCAGAGUCCUUUGUCCUACAUCUCCCCGAACCAGAAUGUGCUGGCCCCACCCCUUCAUGCUCAGACCUCUCCCACCCCAAACCCUCUCCCAGGACUUCGAGUCUCCCUGGCCACUGCAUAUCAGGCUUCUGGGGAAAGCAUCCAUCACAGAACCUCCCCUUCCCUGCCAUGCACCUUCCUUGGCCGGCUCCAUUCUGGCCUCCUCCACCACCUGCCUUGUGACCACAUCUCCCACCACGUCCCCAGAUCUCAAGAACGCAGCUCAGCUUCUCCUUCAAGCUUGACUCUGAGAGGGAAAGUGACGGAAACCAAGUCAGAUGAGAUGACUGCCAUGUACACUGCAGUCAAGGGCAGGGGCGGGAGGAAUGACACAAAUGGCAGGGAGCUGCUGGGGGACUGACCCUCGGCGCCUGGCCUGGCCGGUGCUGCACAUCCACCGGGGCACCACAGGGACUUGUCCAGCCUCUGGUCAGAGGGUGUGGCCAUCUGACCUUAAAUAGGUUCCCCAGAGUCCUGCCCCUCUAAUCAUGAAUGAGAACUGCAAGAGUUUCUCCUCUGGGUGCCUGAAGCUAUAGUGCAAUGGUUCCCAACCCUGUGUGCACAUUUGAAUCACCUGGGGGCACGAUGCCUAGGCUCCAACCCCAGACACUCUUACUUCAUUGGUCCGGGUGGACCUGGCAUCAGAGGUCAUGGAGCUCCUCAGGGGACUGUAGUGUGUGGUGAGCACUGAGGGCUCCUCUAUGAGGCCUCAAGCCCAGGUGACUCUGUGAGGUCUGCAGAGGGAGAAAAGAACCCACAAGAAAAGAGGUGGAGGUCAGGCAUGGUGGCUCACGCUUGUAAUCCCAGCACUUUGGGAGGCCGAGGUGGGUAGAUACCUGAGGUCAGGAGUUCGAGACCAGCCUGGCCAACAUGGUGAACCCCCGUCUCUAUUAAAAAUACAAAAAUUAGCUGGCUGUGGUGGUGGGCACCUGUAAUCCCAGCUACUCGGGAGGCUGAGAUAGGAGAAUCUCUUGAACUCGGGAGGUAGAGGUUGCAGUGAGCCAAGAUCGUGCCACUGCACACCAUCCUGGAUGACAGGGCAAGACUCCAUC
This is a messenger RNA of Pongo pygmaeus (Bornean orangutan), 2827 nucleotides long. RefSeq names its product claudin 19 (gene CLDN19). The transcript has 5 exons. Lineage: Eukaryota; Metazoa; Chordata; Mammalia; Primates; Hominidae. Bases 153 to 827 code for a protein of 224 amino acids. Gene Ontology annotation, cellular component: membrane; bicellular tight junction. The record is from RefSeq and is a predicted model, not a curated record. Gene Ontology annotation, molecular function: structural molecule activity.